Molecule: messenger RNA, 2391 nt
Organism: Carassius carassius (crucian carp)
Lineage: Eukaryota; Metazoa; Chordata; Actinopteri; Cypriniformes; Cyprinidae
Product: fibrinogen silencer-binding protein-like
Exons: 2
Coding region: 963-1949 (328 amino acids)
Source: RefSeq, a predicted model, not a curated record
UUAAGGCGUCUGUUUUGUAUGGUCUUGCUAACCUUAUCACGUUGAUACUUUAUAAUGUCGCACAAAUUGCUAAGAUUAACUGUAAAAAAUUAAGAUAAAAAAAAGAGUAAAUGCGCUUGGUCACUUAGUUUUAAAUGUUUCAGUAAAGCUUUUAGAGAAAAACAGCAAAAUGUUAAGAGAUUAGUCCGGCUGAAUAAACGCAUCUCUAUUUCCUUUCUUUAACUUCGGCUUUGAGUGAAACUAACCAAUCCGAGCUCACGGACCGCUUGAUUGACAGGCGCUGUGUGUGUGAGCGUGUUCGUGGCGCGCACAGAUUCAAGACAGAGGUGUACUGUACUGCAUAAUGUGAGUGUGAGCUGUGGUGCAUUUGUCAGUCAGACUGGUAAAUGUAUAGCAACUGGUGUCCGUGAAGCAGUUCUCUCUCACACUGUCUGAACGCACACACAUAAUGCUGGAGUUGUUCUGGCGCGUCAGUUUAAUGUUUCCUCUGGGAGUUCAACACUCGCGCGGACACGCUCCCAGCUGUCAAAACACGGACUUGAAUAGAUAAACACUAUCAAAAACACGCUUUCAGUCUUUUCCCGCUCAAAAUUCAAUACAUGUCGCUGUUUGCAGCGGGAUAAAGAGCUCCGCUGUUUUUGUAGUCUAAUGAAGUCGGGUUUGUUAUGUAGGUCAGGCUAGGCUUAAGCAGCUUUACUGAACCUGCGUCAGCUUAAGCUAAAAGGAAUUCCAACAAAGCCCUCCCCGGGUAGGCGUGGGCCUAAUCGAGGCUGGCCUAGUUAAGCCUGAUUCUUUUUUUUAUGUCUGUGUGCUUGAGAGCCAGUUUGUGCAUGUGUGUUGCUUAACCAAGACGAGCAGUGAAGCAGCCUGCUCACAAAAGUGAAUAGAGAAAGACUGAUACACAGCACAGGGAACAGAGGAGAAGGAGAUCAAACCUAGAGCACUGAGACAAGCCUAAAGGCAUGAUGUCUACCUUAUUCAUGUCAAACAGCAUGGUCGGCAAGGCCCGCUCCUCCAACUUCACCCUCUCUGAGAAACUGGAUCUUCUGCGGCUGGUCCAGCCUCACAUACGCAUUCUGGAGGAGCACACCAACAAGCACGCUGUGAUUGUGGAUAAGAACCGGUGCUGGGACAGCAUAGCAGAAAGCUAUAAUGGUUUCGGAGGCGAGAGGCCCCCUAGAACAGCUCAGGGCCUCCGGACCCUCUAUAAGCGACUUAAAGAAAGUGCCAAGCAGGAAGUUCUUCAGCGAAGCCACGCCCAACCCGAGUACCGGAGCAGCAUCUCAGAGCCAACCAAGCGCAUCAUGGAAAUGAUACCUCAACUGUUUCACGUGGGGGACAAAGAGCCGAACACACUCCACAGGCUUCAGUUCAAGAGGAAUUCUCCUGUAGAGCAGCCAGGCAGCAGUUUGUCCCUCCCAGCAUUGUCGGACUAUCUGACUGUUGCGGCUGUGAGGGUGGAGACUGAAGAGGAUGUGAAACCACCUCCUGAUAUUCACCUGAUCGCAUCCCACAGUUCACCUGUCACCAUCGCCACACCAAGCAGUCAGGCCCACCACGGACAGAACGAGAGGGAAAAUGAAGUAGUGGAAGAAGAGGAAGAUGAGGAGGAGGAAUUAGCCUCCCAUGUGUAUGCGGCCUCUCUGUCUCCAUGCCCCUCUUCCAUACACCUGCCACCCUCGCCGUCGGGACACGGCCCCAGGAGGAGCGCAUAUCAGAGGGGGAGGGCAAUGUUCAGGAAUCCCGUUUUUGAGGCAGAAGCUCUGCAGAUGAUGCGAGAGGAGCAUGAGCUGCUUCUGGCCAAUCACAGAAAGCUUGGAUUAUAUCUAGAGGAGAAGAGGGAGGGGCUUAAGAGAAAGCAACAGUUGGAGGAGGAGCUACUCCGGUCAAGGGUCAAAGUAGAGAAACUGAGGGCGGCCAGGCUACGCCAAGGAUUACCAUUAAUGUGACACGUAUGGUGUCACGUCUGAAAGUCUAUCACGAGGGAACUCUGUAAUGUAAAAAUCAACAGGCUUGUUUGUAUAUUUAUUUCUUGUUUUUGUAUUUGAUCAACAUUUGUAAUCAAAAGGAUUGUUCCUGAUGUUUGUAGCAGGAAUGAACGUUUUUAAUAUGUCUGGUUAAAGAAGAAAAUAUGAUUUUAUUUUGUAUGUAUUCACUAAUAAAUUCAUAAUUGCUUUAAUCUCUGUGUUUUGAGCCUGUCCUUUUUAUUCUUUUUUUGUCACACAGUCAGCGUUACGUAGCAACAGCAAUGAAUGUGAACCUUCCCUGUCAAGCUGUUUUUGAGGACUUCAUUUGGGUGUUUAUCUACAGUAUUAUGCAUGUAUUUCAAGUCAGAAUAAAAUGGAAAUUGCUUGUUUUUCCCCCUUAUUGUGACAUGUCAAAAUAAAGCAG